UCAACCACAUUGUGCAACGCGAAGCAUUUCACUUGCGAGACAGCGGUCAUUAAUAAGAGAAAUCUUUAUCUUCAUUACUUAGCAAAAUGAUUUCCAAGGAAAUUAUUUUACUUUUGUGUUUUUAUUUUAGUUUGAGAUUUCUGGUUCGUGCUCAUGAACUACCAAAGCAGGAGCAUGAGCACUAUAGUUUUACAGCGUUACAAGAAACAUUAAAUGGCGAGGUUCUCCUCUCAGAUGAUGUCAAUAGACUCCUCUCCAAGCUGCAUUUCUGGAACUGUUCAGACAGCAGUGCUAGGAUCCACCACAGAACGUGUCUCUCCACGACGGAUGUCUUCAAUUACGCUGGGUCAUCGGUUACACAGUUGAAUUCCAGCGAAUUUGUUGAAAUCAGUCCCAUGAUUGUUUACUGUCUGCUGCCUGCGCCUGAAAAGAACCCUGGUCGAUGUUCACCUCCCAAGAACCACAGCGAACUUUACAACUUCUUCGCAAGGAAUGUCAGUCAACAUGGCGAACACGGAAACAUUACGCAUGAAGCAUUGGAUGAAAUAUUGGACAAGAUCAACUCGACGAUCGGGAAACAUUUAACUAAGAAAAAGUGUUUUUCUGCUGAAGACAUUGUUAAAGAGAUUGAGGAAGAAAAAGAUCACCAUCAUGAAGAAGAAAAAGAUCACCAUCAUGAAGGAGAAGAUCACCAUCAUGAAGAGGAAGAGAAAACCCUCGACCUGGGAGACUUUCAAAAUGCCUGUGCUAGUAUUGUGCUACAUUUAGUACAGGGAUACUGCAUUGAAGAAGCCCAUGGUCACAAUGAGACCUCAUCUCUACCUUCAAGGGAGUUCUUCAUGAAUGAGCUCUUUGAGAACAAGACACGCCUCCUUGAGGAAGAUUUGGAAGCAAUUAUGAAAGUCCUAAAAAUUGGUAAAGUUGAGUCAUCAGGUGGAGAGGAUUCACAUGGUCACAACCAUCGACGAAGACGAUCUGCUGGGUCCCUCUUGUCCUCAUCACUGGAAUCAAAGACCUCUCAUUCUGUUCAUCGCCGUGAAGUUGAUGAUCAUGCUCAUGCUCACGAGACUGGAACUUGUUACUCCCUUGAUGACAUGCUGACAGUUUUUGAUAUUGAUCACGAGACUGGUGCAGAUAAAUUUGACUUCAAAGAACUAUGCCCUGCUUUCAUUCAACAAGCCAAAAGUGGACAUUGCAAUGAAGCUGCUCCAACAGCUGUACCUAACACUGAUAAAGACAUGGGAAAAAUAUGGGGCUAUGGCUUUGUUUCUGUUACCAUCAUCAGUAUCACAUCCUUGGCAGGAGUGGCCACCAUCCCAUUUUUUGGAAAGAGCAUGUACAAGAAAGUCCUGGCCACCUUGGUUGCACUUGCUAUUGGAACACUGACUGGAGACAGUUUACUUCAUUUGUUACCUCAUGCAUUUGGUCUCCAUGCGCAUGAAGAAGAAGGUGCCGGCCAUGAAAGUCAUGAAGAAGAUAAUGGCUUUGUCUGGAAAGCUUUGGUUGUACUGGUCUCUAUUUACGCAUUCUUCUUGUUUGAGACUCUGAUGCAUCUGUGUUUGAAGAGUAAGAUUGGAGAACACAGCCACAGUCAUGUUGAUGUUGAGCUUCCUGGUCCUUCCAGUCGGCAUAUGAGUUUCAAAAAGGAGAGAAAAUGUUCCAGGUUGGAGCGCCGUGAAGGUGUACCGCCCAUUGCCAAUGAUCACGAAGAAAAACCACCCAUGGGAAAUGGUGACAUUGUUUUGACUAAUGUGGACGGUCCCGCAGCAUGUUACAUCUCCAGUCCUUCGUGUACAUUUUAUUCACACUGUGUCUAUGAGUAUGUUUCUAGUUCAGACACUGAAGGGGGUGAUUACCAGCAGAAUGCGAAAGGUGAGGUCAAUGGAGAUGCACUCCCUCAGGAUGCAUCAGGCAAACCCAAGAAAAGUCUUAAACACAGCUUGUCACGCCGUUCAGUAUUCAGUGACGAAGAAGGAAUGAGGAAACCUCUGAAAAAGAUAUCAGCUGUUGCCUGGAUGAUCAUAAUAGGUGAUACUCUUCAUAACAUCAGUGAUGGUUUAGCCAUUGGUGCAGCAUUCGCCGAAGGAGGGAGUUCUGGUAUCUCUGGUGGCAUAAGUACAUCAAUAGCUGUGUUUUGCCAUGAGUUGCCACAUGAACUUGGUGAUUUUGCAGUACUGCUCUCAGCUGGCAUGUCUGUGAAGAUGGCACUGGUAGCAAAUUUUUUGUCAGCCUUGUCUUGCUAUAUUGGAUUGGCAAUUGGUAUCUCUGUUGGUCAACAGGCUGAUGUGCGGUUCUGGAUCUUUGCCAUUGCUGCAGGAAUAUUUCUUUAUGUAUCUUUGGUGGACAUGCUGCCAGACCUGAUGCACAGCGAGUCAUUGCAGACUGAACCAGUAGUAACAUUUGCUUGUCAAAACUUUGGCAUACUGCUUGGAAUUGCGAUUAUGUUGGUGAUAUCCUUGUAUGAGGAAGAUCUGAUGGAUCUUAAUUGGUAGUGGAUGUUUGCCUUUCUGAAACUGUUGUUUUACAAAUAGAAAAAGAUUUCUCUGGGCUCGUCAGUAUUGUAGUAAAUGACUUUGUUGUAGUGCGUAGAUUAGUCAGGAUAUUUAAGUGAGUGAGUGACAUGAGUGGCACAAGUGCUUUCUAUAUAUAUAUAUAUAUAUAUAGAUAUAGAUAUAUACAUAGAUGAGUCAGGAUAUUUUAAAUGAGUGAGUGACACAAGUGGCACAAGUGCUCUUUAUAUAUGUUGAGUUAGUAACACUGGCUUUGCCAUCAUAUUCCAGUUAAUGGACACAUCAAGGUUUUUAAGUGUAUACAAGUGAUGUGCUGUAUUGUCAAAAUGCAUUUGGCAUGUAGAAAUAUUAUUGUCCUAUGUAAGGUUCUCUGAUGGCUAAAUGCUACUCAGAUAAAUCCGUGAAUGAAAAUGUGGGAAAUUCAUUCAGUUUCAGCUUCUUUUUAUGUUUCUGUAGCCACUCAAAUUCUUUUUAACAACCUUUUGGAGCAACAUCUGUACCUGAAAUUCCUUUACUACAAGGUUAACUGAUGCACAAAGUUUAGGGUAAUGACAAAGGUUCCUUCAGAUCUUGAACAAACCUGAGAGAAAAACAAAUUAUCUGUUACUAAUCAUGGUAAAUGAAAGGGUUUUCAACAAAGGACUAGAAAUUCAGGCUCAAUUUUUUUCUCAUGCAAAAUGACGUUUGGUAUUUUUCAUAGGGGUUUAAUAUUUUAAAUCUGUAAACUCUAAUUUAGAUGGGAAAUACUGUGUUAUAAUGUACUGACUUGUGAGAUUUCAGACAUUCUUGCAUUUUUAUGUAAAAUGACGUUUAGUGUUUUUCCUAGGGGGUUCAAAAUUUUGAAUCUGUUAACUCUAAUUCAGAUUGGAAAUACUUUGUUGUAAUGUACUGAAUUGUGAGAUUUCAGAUAUUCUUGUAUUUUGAAUGCCAAUAAUCAUUUAGCAUCAAUUAUUACACUUUGAAUUGUGUUCUUCCUAUGUGCCACAUGAUUGACAGAUGUUAUAAAAACAAUUUUGUCUCAAAUCAACAUGUUUUACUACUUGUUUAAGUGUAAAAUAGCAUGUUCAAAAUAAGCCCAUUGAAAAUUGCAGCUGACAAAAACUGAAUUAUUUUCCAAGGGAGGAUAUUAUUUUUAUUUGUUCAAAACUGUGUACAAAACAUCUGACUAACAGCUGGUACACGAGAUGAAAAUACUUUUUAAAUUUAGGCACAAAAUAUAGAGGAAAUUAAGGUGAUAAUAUUUACAGUACUGUUGUUCUACUAGUUUCUUUUUAUAUUUGAGAAAACUAGAUCAGGAUUUUAAUUAUCAUUAAUAUGCAGCUUUUUAAGGUAAGGAGUUAAUGAUGUAAUUCAUACUGUUACAGUGUUCUUAAUUCUCAUUAUAUUUGAAUAAAACGAGCAUCUUUUACAA
Pocillopora damicornis (cauliflower coral) is the source of this 3921-nucleotide messenger RNA. RefSeq names its product metal cation symporter ZIP14. The record is from RefSeq and is a predicted model, not a curated record. Gene Ontology annotation, biological process: zinc ion import across plasma membrane; intracellular monoatomic cation homeostasis. Gene Ontology annotation, cellular component: plasma membrane. Lineage: Eukaryota; Metazoa; Cnidaria; Anthozoa; Scleractinia; Pocilloporidae. Gene Ontology annotation, molecular function: zinc ion transmembrane transporter activity; monoatomic cation:bicarbonate symporter activity.